Messenger RNA from Eriocheir sinensis (Chinese mitten crab), 668 nucleotides. Its product is annotated as pulmonary surfactant-associated protein D-like. The transcript has 4 exons. Bases 80 to 484 code for a protein of 134 amino acids. The record is from RefSeq and is a predicted model, not a curated record. NCBI's taxonomy places the organism in Eukaryota, Metazoa, Arthropoda, Malacostraca, Decapoda, Varunidae.
AUCACUACAACCACAACCACCACCACCACCAUGACAACAAUAAGAUCAUCAUAAACUACAACACCCACAGGACUUCAAGAUGGGGCUCAGAGGAAUUCAUCUCUUCCUCUCGCUGAUGUUUGUUGCUGCUGCGUACGGGUACUACUACACCGGAGUGUGUCCGCCAGGGCCGCCAGGGCCGCCAGGACCCCCGGGUGACGCCGGAGGAAAGGGGGACGACGGGGGAUGUGGCUCCGCGGGAAAAGAAGGCGAAAAAGGAGACAAAGGAGACAAAGGGGAGCCAGGAGUGGGAAAAAAAGGAGAUACAGGACCAAAGGGAGAUAAGGGCGACGAUGGUCCCCAGGGUGAAAAAGGUGAAAAAGGCGACCGUGGAAUACAAGGAGCCAGCGGCAUAUCGACGAAAGGCGAUAAAGGCGAUAAAGGCGAUAAAGGAGAUAAAGGAGAUAAAGGCGAUAAAGGAGAUAAAGGAGACAAGGGCCCAUAGGACUCUCCAUCAGGACCAGAGAUUUGACCAAUGGCGGACCACAUCGACCAUUAUGACAACGAGGACCAUGAGAUCUUGAACUCCAUUAACCUUUCCCUUUCCUUACCUGUCGUAAGACCACAAUUUGUAAACUAACAUACAAUAUUAUAUGUUCUUGAAAUUAAACUCUCACAGCAUAAUGAAA